AUGACCUGGUAACACUGCAAAAAACCAAGACGCGCUGAAGUUUUUUGCCGACAAUAAACGCAAAAACCAACUGAGAAGCGAAACCACGAGACUUUCAACAGCAUUUAACAAUCCAAAUAUAAUUCGUCAUGGCCCUUGUGAAACCGAAAUCGGAACUGACUCCGGAGGAGCUGGCCCGGCAGGAGGAGGAGGAGUUCAACACCGGGCCGCUGUCCGUGCUCACACAGUCCGUGAAGAACAACACCCAGGUGCUCAUCAACUGCCGCAACAACAAGAAGCUCCUGGGCAGGGUAAAGGCCUUCGAUAGGCACUGCAACAUGGUCCUGGAAAACGUCAAGGAGAUGUGGACGGAGCUGCCACGGACCGGGAAGGGCAAGAAGAAGGUGAAGCCCGUGAACAAGGAUCGGUUCAUAUCGAAGAUGUUUCUGCGCGGCGAUUCAGUCAUCCUGGUUCUCAGGAAUCCACUGGCCACGGCGGCCGGGAAGUAGUCUGCCAUAGCGAUAGCGUACAGCCAAUAACCACUUAAUAAAUCCAAAAAUCAAAUCUCUUUAUCAAGAAAAAAAAGUGUGAGCUUUGAUUUCGACUCAUAAUUUACGACGAAAGUGUUAAUACCACCUUAGUUCUAAUAUGAUGGGUAAGAAAUUAAUUUCAUAUUCCAAUUAUAAAAUUGUAUAAGAAAA
Messenger RNA from Drosophila erecta, 680 nucleotides. RefSeq names its product probable small nuclear ribonucleoprotein Sm D2 (gene SmD2). The coding region runs from base 129 to 488 and encodes 119 amino acids. Gene Ontology annotation, biological process: spliceosomal snRNP assembly; RNA splicing. The transcript has 2 exons. The record is from RefSeq and is a predicted model, not a curated record. Gene Ontology annotation, cellular component: U2 snRNP; U5 snRNP; U1 snRNP. Lineage: Eukaryota; Metazoa; Arthropoda; Insecta; Diptera; Drosophilidae. Gene Ontology annotation, molecular function: RNA binding.